AUUAUUAGUAGCGGCGUGGCAUCUCCUCUCCUCCUCGAUUCUUCCCCAUUCCCAUCGCGUUGCUCCCGACCGAAGGAGGAGAGGAGGUGACGGCGCUGCAGCCUGCAGCAGGAGGCGAGGAUGGUGGACGUUUCGCGCGUGCAGAAGGAGCUGACGGAGUGCAACCGCGACCGGGAGGUCUCCGGCGUCUCCAUCGCGCUGCACGACGGCGCCACCAUCUCCCACCUCACCGGCACCAUCGCCGGGCCCAGGGACACGCCCUACGAGGGCGGCACCUUCAUCAUUGACAUCCGCCUCCCCAGUGGCUAUCCCUUUGAGCCUCCGAAGAUGCAGUUCAUCACCAAAGUAUGGCACCCUAACAUCAGCAGCCAAAAUGGAGCAAUUUGCUUGGACAUACUGAAAGAUCAGUGGAGCCCAGCCCUUACCUUGAAGACGGCGCUGCUUUCCCUUCAAGCUCUGCUUUCUGCUCCUGCACCUGAUGAUCCUCAGGAUGCUGUUGUCGCACAACAGUACUUGCGUGACUAUUCGACAUUUGUUGGUACGGCUCGCUACUGGACAGAGGCCUUUGCAAAGAGUGCUUCCACUGGCAUGGAAGAAAAGGUCCAGAAGCUGGUUGAGAUGGGCUUCCCAGAGGAUUUGGUGAGAAGUACUCUGAAGAGUGUCGAUGGCGAUGAGAACAUGGCUCUCGAAAAGCUUUGCACUGGCUGAACCCAUAUGGUCGAUAUGAACUGUAAAUUGCAUCCCCAUUCAUCAUAUAAGGAAAGAAAACGAUGCCUGCUAAUGCUCCUUCUCUGCCAUUUCAUUGUGGCAUUUUAAGACAAUAUAUAUAGGGGAUUAGACCAUGGGACCCAAGUGAAAACUACCUAUUAUAACUUGACGCAGUUUCCGUUCGUUUUC
Messenger RNA from Phragmites australis (common reed), 897 nucleotides. RefSeq names its product ubiquitin-conjugating enzyme E2 27-like. The record is from RefSeq and is a predicted model, not a curated record. Gene Ontology annotation, cellular component: nucleus. The transcript has 5 exons. Gene Ontology annotation, biological process: proteasome-mediated ubiquitin-dependent protein catabolic process; protein polyubiquitination. Bases 121 to 708 code for a protein of 195 amino acids. Lineage: Eukaryota; Viridiplantae; Streptophyta; Magnoliopsida; Poales; Poaceae. Gene Ontology annotation, molecular function: protein binding; ubiquitin conjugating enzyme activity.